GGGAGCGAUGACGUAUUUAAAGAGAGCGUCUGUUAACGGGAGGAAGAGGGCGAGCGUCCUGCACGAGGACAGGUGAAUCACCAUGACGACAGAGACAGGUGAGCCACAUGAGGCCCAGUCCAAAGAGGCAGAGGUUUUCCCUGAAGCCGCCGCCCACUCCACACCAAAACAGGGAAGCGGGCCGUCCCACAGCCGAGCUCACAGCUCAUUGGCCGAGGAUUCGACGAGUCACCUGUCGUCGAGCAGCCGGAUCGCUCGCUCUCCGGCCAGAAACCCGCUGAGCUUUAGGACCAUGCAGACAAGGGUGUCUCUGCUUGACGGCUCGCUGUUCACCUGCACUGUGGAGAAACGAGCUUGCGGUGUUCAGUUGUUUGAGAAAGUUUGUGAACACGUCAACCUGCUGGAGAGAGACUACUUCUGUCUGUCCUUCAGGGAUGGGGACAACAACAAGAACUGGUUGGAUCCAGCAAAGGAGAUGAAGAAGCAGGUCAGAGGUGUUCCCUGGAACUUCUCCUUUAACGUCAAGUUUUACCCCCCUGACCCCGCCCAGCUCUCUGAGGACAUCACCAGGUACUUCCUGUGUCUCCAGCUCAGACAGGAUAUAGUUUCUGGACGUCUCCCGUGUUCCUUUGCGACUCACACGGUCCUCAGCUCCUACACCGUCCAAUCAGAGCUCGGAGACUACGACCUUGAUGAGUGUGGUUCAGAUUACGUCAGUGAACUCUGUUUCGCUCCAAAUCAAACAAAAGAGAUGGAGCAGAAGAUCAUUGAGCUGCACAAGACAUACAGAGGAAUGACGCCAGCUGAAGCAGAGAUGCACUUCCUGGACAACGUAAAGAAGCUUUCUAUGUACGGAGUCGACCUUCAUCACGCAAAGAUGGUAGGAAGUCGCUUUGACUGUCUGCCUUCAGCUCAGUCAGAGGACUCAGAGGGCGUGGCCAUCAUGCUGGGCGUGUGCAGUAGCGGUCUUCUGGUCUACAGAGACAGACUAAGGAUCAACAGAUUCUCGUGGCCGAAGAUCCUGAAGAUCUCGUACAAAAGGAACAACUUCUACAUCAAGAUCCGACCUGGAGAGUUUGACCAGUUUGAGUCUACUAUUGGUUUCAAGCUGCUGAACCACCGAUCAGCUAAAAGACUGUGGAAAGUGUGUGUGGAGAACCACUCCUUCUUCAGGCUGAUGUCUCCAGAAGAGACACCAAAGAAGUUUCUUUCUCUGGGUUCAAAGUUCCGCUACAGCGGUCGGACUCAGAUUCAGAGUCGCAGAGCCAGCGCUCAGAUCGCCAGACCUGCACCCAACUUCCCACGAUGCAUCAGCAAGAGGAACAUUCUGAGCCGCAGCCUGGAUGGAGCUCCAAGGACCACGCCCACUUCCUCUCUGAUUGGCUCUCCAGCCAGUACAACGUCCCUGAAAGCAAACGGUGGUACACACACAGAUAUGGGGCUGUACGGAGCAUCUAAAGCCAUCAGUGACCUCAUCACCAUUGUGACGCCUGAGAGGACGAUGGAGGAGAGGAGGGCGGAGUCAGUUGAGGAGGUGCUGGUGGUGGAGGUGGAAGAGGAGGUGGAAGAGGAAGAGGAAGAGACCAGAGCGACAGAGAAUUCUCAGCAGAGUCCUCCUACUCCUCAGAAGCCGGAAACCAAGACGGAGCUCACCGAUACAGCUGUGGACGGAGAUCUGACUGCCACCGAGUCUGAUCAGGAUGAAGACUUGAGGACCCUGGGGAGUCCGGAGGAGGAGCAGAGACCUCAGACCACCAUCAGCGCUCUCAGGCGCUCCUUCUUAGAGGGAGGGGGGGCGGGGGGGGGGAUGACGGAGUGGGAGAAACGUCUCGCCUCCUCACCUCUACGACGAGUCGACGACGCCCCGAUGAUCGAACCACUGGAACCAGACGAGGAGGGCGGGUCCAUAGCAAAGCGAGCUCCCCCUCAACCAAUCAGAGAGAAGACCUACACCGUGGGUCGGAGCUACGACACAGGCUCCGGGAGGGUCGUUACCAUGACAACAACGGAAGACAGCUCCAAUGUCACUGUGACAACAGCGAGCACUGCAAUGGGCAUCCCGCUGUCCACCGCUGAUGAUGUCAUCACAGGGGGGCCGCUGGUCACCAUCCGCGAGGUGAAGACGCCGACCUCGCCACCCGGCGUCAGAGGAGGCGGAGCCUCAGUGAUCUCACCUUUGACCCCCUUCCUUCCUCCUAAAUCCCCUCUGGAGGAGCUGAGUCUAAGCCCUGCCCCCUCACCGGGUCACAUGACGCGCAAGGCGUCGCCCUUUGUGACCAGACUGCCUAAACCUACAGUCGAUGGAAUGUCUCCUGAACUGACUGCUCUGCUGAACUCGGCCGUAGAACAAAACACUUUCAGAGAACACAACUUGCUGAAGACAUCAGAGAAGGUGGAGACGAUCUUCCUGAUGACGGAGUCAGGCGACCAGGACCAGCCAAUGGUGGACCAGCCUCAGGAGGUUCCAGUGUUGAGGAAGACUCUCACGUAUGAAGCUCCCGGGAGCCGCACGGACUCUGAUCCAUCUGCAGGUUUACUGCUGAGCUCCCAGACCUUCACGGCCGAGACCUCCACCACCACCACCACCACACACAUCACCAAGACUAUCAAAGGAGGAAUGUCAGAAACCAGAAUCGAGAAGAGAAUCGUGAUUUCUGGAGACACAGAAAUCGACCACGACCAGGCUCUGGCUGCGGUGCUUAGCGAGGCGCGGCUGCAGCAUCCUGAGCUGUCAGUCACACGAGUCGUUGUCCAUAAAGAAACGGAGGUCUCUCCUGAUCGUGUGAUUGAUUAGUGACAUGACAGGUAACAGGUGGUGAGCCGCACUGGAUGCUGAUUGGUUGGCUGGUGCA
Cyclopterus lumpus (lumpfish) is the source of this 2852-nucleotide messenger RNA. RefSeq names its product protein 4.1-like. The record is from RefSeq and is a predicted model, not a curated record. Gene Ontology annotation, biological process: cortical actin cytoskeleton organization. Lineage: Eukaryota; Metazoa; Chordata; Actinopteri; Perciformes; Cyclopteridae. Gene Ontology annotation, molecular function: actin binding; structural molecule activity. Gene Ontology annotation, cellular component: cytoskeleton; plasma membrane.